Molecule: messenger RNA, 1614 nt
Organism: Tilletiopsis washingtonensis
Lineage: Eukaryota; Fungi; Basidiomycota; Exobasidiomycetes; Entylomatales
Product: phosphatidylserine decarboxylase
Exons: 6
Biological process (GO): phosphatidylethanolamine biosynthetic process
Cellular component (GO): mitochondrion
Molecular function (GO): phosphatidylserine decarboxylase activity
Source: RefSeq, a predicted model, not a curated record
UCACGCUCGCCGCUCGAUGCCGAGCACGAGGCGGCGACGGUGCGUGGUCAUCGCGCUGCCCGACUGCGUGCCGAGGCCGCCGGCGCGGGGCGCCAGGGGUCGCUUGCUCAAUAUGGCUCUACAACAGCUCGCAUGGCGCACUCCUGGCGCAGCACACCGAUUGCAUGGAAGCCGCUGCCGAUCAUUCUCGGUGCUGCCGUGCUGGUGGGCGUGCAGGCGCGGCGCAACUACGUGGCCGAUCGCGAUGGGCGCUCGCGCAACGGCAAGCGCGGCAAGGUGGUCGACGAGAAUGGCCGCGUGGUCAGCAUGAGCGGGCCGUGGACGGUCUACGUGCUCGGCGCGCUGCCGCUCAACGCCAUCUCGCGCGCCUGGGGCUGGGCAAACAAUCUGACGCUGCCGGUCUGGUUCCGCCCGUACGGCUUCCGCUUCUACAGCUGGAUCUUUGGCUGCAACCUCGACGAGAUGAAGGACCCGGACCUGACGCACUACCGCAGCCUCGGCGAGUUCUUCUACCGCGAGCUGCGGGACGGCGCUCGAGUGAUCGAAGACAGCCCGCUGGUGUCUCCCGCCGACGGCACUGUGCUGCACUUUGGCUCUAUUCAGGGCCGGCGCGUCGAGCAGGUCAAGGGCAUCACGUACUCGCUCGACGCGCUGCUCGGCGUCUCGUCUGAUGCGCAGAGCACCGAGAAGGUCUCCUUGGGCUCGGGCUCGAGCGCCGACACGCAAGCCGGCGCCGCCUCGCGCUCGCACCAGAUCCAGGACGAGCGCGACUUUGCCAACGUCAACGGCAUCGAGUACUCGGUGGACAGGCUCCUCGGCUCGGAGGGCCGCAAGAAGCGCGGCUGGCGCAUCGCCCGCGGCACCUGGUGGAAGUCGUGGUUCGUGCACGUGCCCGGCGAGGGCAAGGCCAAGACGGGCGUGCCGCCGGCGAACAAGGGCGUCGCCGGCGAUUUCAGCCGCCCGCUCAACGACGACGACGAGGAGGAAGAGGUCGGCAUCCCCACGGCCGACACGCCCGAGGUGCUGGGCAAGUACGCCAAUGUGGCGUACGAGAUGGGCGGCGGCGCGCUGCCGCCGAUUCUGCAGCGCCACAGCCCCGGCCACGACGGCGUCGCCGAGGGCAACAAGCUCUUCUUCUGCGUCGUGUACCUGGCGCCCGGCGACUACCACCACUUUCACUCGCCGUGCUCGUGGGUCGUCGAGCGGCGGCGGCACUUUAGGGGCGAGCUGUACUCCGUCUCGCCGUACGUGGCCAGCCGCCUCUCGAACCUCUUUGUGCUCAACGAGCGUGUCGCGCUGCUCGGCCGCUGGCGGCAUGGCUUCUUUGGCAUGGUGCCGGUCGGUGCCACCAACGUCGGCUCCAUCUGCGUCUCGUUCGACAAGGCACUGCGCACCAACGUGCGCGACCAGCGCGUGCUGGCCGGCACGUACUCGGAGGCGUCGUACAGCUCCGCGUCGCGCCUGCUGGGCGGGCAGCCGCUGCUCGCCGGCGAGGAGAUGGGCGGCUUCCGCCUCGGCUCGACGGUCGUGCUGAUCUUCGAGGCGCCCGAGGAGUUUGACUUUACCAUCGAGGCCGGACAGAAGAUCAAGCUGGGCACGGCGCUCGGCGACUUU